AUGUCGAUGCAACAAAGAAAGGUGCUGGCAGAAGCGGAGGUCGUAGAACUUAAGGCGACACAACUGGAAGGCGUGUUGGAAUCCGCGAUUCGCGUCCUCGAAGAUGCAAAGGGGGUGUACGAGCGAGGCCAAGAGGAAUCGAAGAGGAUGCAGGAGGAAUCGAAGAGAGCGCAGGAGGAGUUAAGGAGAGAGAACGAGAUUGCGCAGGAGAAACUGAGGAGGGCGUACGAGCAAGCCCAGGAGGAAUCAAAGAGAGCGCAGGAGGAAUUAAGGAGAGAGAACGAGAUUGCGCAGGAGAAACUGAGGAGGGCGUACGAGCAAGCCCAAGAGGAAUCGAAGAGGGCAUACCAGCAAGCCCGGGAGGAAUUGAAGAGGACGCAAGCGGAGCUCCUCCACGCUAUCAAGGCUGGCGUCAAGGGACUUGAGCACGCUUGA
This is a messenger RNA of Acanthamoeba castellanii str. Neff, 435 nucleotides long. RefSeq names its product NCS1 family transporter. The transcript has 2 exons. The record is from RefSeq and is a predicted model, not a curated record. The coding region runs from base 1 to 435 and encodes 144 amino acids. NCBI's taxonomy places the organism in Eukaryota, Discosea, Longamoebia, Acanthamoebidae.